Messenger RNA from Guillardia theta CCMP2712, 2289 nucleotides. RefSeq lists its product as hypothetical. Bases 1 to 2289 code for a protein of 762 amino acids. Lineage: Eukaryota; Cryptophyceae; Pyrenomonadales; Geminigeraceae. The transcript has 2 exons. The record is from RefSeq and is a predicted model, not a curated record.
AUGAUUCGUGGCGGAGAACGGAGGGCAAGAUCGGCUCAUGGGAGGAGGGAGGACAUGAGAGAUCGAGAUCAAGGGAUGGAGCACAGUAGGCUGCAAGGCAAUGAAGAUUCCAUCCUGAAACGAAUGACGCUCAGAGAAGAAAACUUUGCCAUGAAGCAAUCCCUGCUGAACGAAGAUGCGGAAAGGAACAUUGGUCUUGCAAUGAAGCUCAGCAGAGAUCUCGGAAACCAGCUGGACCAGCACAGGAGGGAAGAGAACGAGCUCGUGUCUGACUUGAUCAGGUACCUCAAGAGAGCGAUUGCGCAUCAAGACCUAUUCGAGACUCUCGUGUCGAAAGCUCGGAAAGAUGUUCUGCAUGCUGAGGUGAUCGCAGACCACAAGUCCGCGGAGCUGCAGCGGGUGGAAGAGAGGAUGAAGAGCCUUGAGAAGUCUUCCUCUGAAAGGAUCGCGGAGCUGGAGGAGAGACUGCGGGAGGUGCAGGAGGAGCUGGACCAGGUGAAGAUGGAGUCUCAGAAGCCUGCCUGGAAGGAGGAGCAGGAGGUACACGAUCCCAACAGUCAGGUCACGAGCAAGGAGUGGUAUGAAGCUGAGAUCGCCUACCUCAACAACAGAUGCUCUCAGCUCUCCGUGCAAUGCGAGACACUCCUCAUGCAGAGGGUUGCGAACUACAGUGAGAGCAGGUCCAACAACUCGAGCUGGAGGGAAGGCAAUCGCUCGAGGAGGAACUCGUCUAUCCAGCUGGCGUCCUUGUUGCCCGACGAAUGCUACUCCCCUGCUCUUGCCGAUGGUUGUGCUCAGACACAGGAGGAGGAGUUCACAGUAGCUGUGGCGGAUUUCUCACCUCCACUCGUGCUGAGAGGGUCUCUAUGUGACCCACCUCACCAGCUGCUCUUCAAGAGUCUCAACCCGUCGUCAGCUCCUGACCAGCGUGAGUUUGCGCUGUUUCUGCCUGACAACUUCAAGAUGGUGUACGAGGUUUCCUCGUCCCCCGAGUCCAACAAGGGUCGGCAGCUGCGAAGGCGCAAGACGCUUCUCAGGAAGUCAAAGUCAAUCAGACUUGACCAAGCUCGGUCGUUUGACGACAUCUUGAGCAUGCAGUUCGACGACAACCUUGCUCUGCUCCCUGUCCGAACUCUCUCCCGCUGGAUAGGCGAGGUCUGGGUCGCUUUCAUCCGCCACAUGAAGGAUGCCGAGGAGGCGGCAGCACCCGAAGAGACCUUGGCUGUUGCCACGAGCGAGAAGCUGUUCGGGUCCUUCAUCUGGAAGCACUUCCUGCGCAAGUAUGGCACUGAUCAGAUCGCCUCCCACCUACGGGACUUGGUCUGCAGCGCUCGCAAACACCGGGAGCAUUAUCCCAGGAUCCGGAUGUUCGCAGAGUUUGCAGGACUUGAUGCCAAACGCCCUCUGAAAGCGCUCAAGACGUUUGUAAUGCUCCUAGAACACAUGCUCCCUCCCUCGUCCUUUGACGACGACAAUGCCUUGGUCUGGAUCGCGGCCGAAGAUAUUGUGAACAUCGUGAAUCGAGAAUUGAAGUUGAAGGUGUUGAAAGACAAGACCGACCGGUUCCUGAACGAGCUGCUGCCGAGACUGAUAACUUGCCCUGACAAGGAUCGCUCAAAAAGGAUUGUUGACGUGGACAUCUGUGCCGAGUGCUUGACCAACCUCAUGCUGGAAGGAGACUACUCCGUGCUCGAUCACAUCCUUGAACCGGUCGUCAAGGUGUCGGAGGAGACAGACUCGAUAUCUCAAGAGAUCUUUGAGCAGAUCGUCUUCCGCCUGGACCCGACUGCUGACGAGGAUGUGUGGGUGAAAAGAUUUCACUCUCUGACCAAACAAGAGGCCGGGGAGGACGCAAUAUCGUGCGAAGAUAUGAUCACGAUCUUCAAGCAGAUUCCGCUCAAAGACUACGAGCGAACCGUGUUGGGUGAUGAAGGAAAACAGCUCCACGUCUCCAAUCACGUCCUUGUACGAGCAUCGUUGGAGCACUUUUGGUACAAGAACAACGUGAGGAUCAGACAGACGAUCCAAGACCUCGAAGACAAGCAAGCUCGUCUCACCGCCCUCCUCCGCAGGUUCAACUCAGUUUACUCUCGUUCCUCACCGUCAGUGGAGACAACCUUGGAGCUACUCAUGUAUUCGAGGAUGAUCACAGCAGAGCUGCUGCUGGAGAAGACAGAGACCAUCUCCAAGAAGCACAAGGCUGCUCGCCCCUCCUACUUCCACAGCUCCUCCUCGAGGAAUGCCAGCAUCAUCCGUGCGCUGCUUCCCCGAGGACACAGUUGCUUCUGA